Molecule: messenger RNA, 1698 nt
Organism: Leishmania mexicana MHOM/GT/2001/U1103
Lineage: Eukaryota; Euglenozoa; Kinetoplastea; Trypanosomatida; Trypanosomatidae
Exons: 1
Coding region: 1-1698 (565 amino acids)
Cellular component (GO): Set1C/COMPASS complex
Source: RefSeq, a predicted model, not a curated record
AUGGAUAGCGCCUACUUAAAAAAUCACGUUGGCAUGCUCCUGGCGAAGGGUGUCGCAGAGACGGUCACGGCGCAGCCCAGCAACCCGCAGGAGUACCUCGCCCUUUUCCUUCUCCAUCAGCUCCAGGAGGAGGAGCGCAAGGCGGACGCCGCAACGCGGCGUCGUAAGGUGGAUGACCUGCGGCAGGAAUGGUGCCAGCAGCGUGCCUUGCGCGAGAAGGCGGCUGUUGACAUGAUUCAGCGCUGCUUCCACCGCUUCCAGGACCGCCUUCGCACGAGGCGAGCCACCGAGGAGGAACUGCAGGAGGUGUACCAAGCGGCCGAAGCCGAGGCGGAGGAACUGCUGGACGAGGAGGAGGCGAUCAAGGCGGAGAAGGGCGGCGAGGACGGUGGCGAGGACGGUGCGGGCGCGACGUCGGAGAGGGACUCGGCCUCUCGCACCGCUGCAGCGCAGGAGAAGGAGGCCGUGAUGGCCGAGGCCCGCAGAGAGUUCUUCAAAGCACAGCGCUUCCUGCUGACUCUCUCGAAGAGCGCGGUAGGCCAGCUCAAGCACGAGCUGGAGGAGGAGGCAGAGCGCGUGCGCAUUGCGCAGGAUGCCACACUCGGCGCCUACCACCGUGCUGCUGCACAGGAGGCCGCGCUCGUGGAGGCGACCACCGCACCUUCGAUGGCAAAUGCCGCUCCUGCGCUCUCCCCUGCCGCGGCGGAGCUGGCGGAGCGCCUCAGUGAGCAUCGCGACCACCACUUCAUCUGCGUCCCGUACGUCAAGUACCUUCUCUUUCGCUGUUUGUGCUACCUUCUGCUCAACGCCACCCCCAAGGCUACGAACUCGGCCGCAAAGGUGGCCGCGCUGCUGAAGCCGUCGGUGCUGGUCCAGCAUCUGCGUGCCUUCAACCCGGUAGCCUCAUACGACCGCGGGGUGGCGCUCAAGCUGGAGCGAAUUGUGCCAGAGCUAGCCGGGUCGACCCACGGUGAUGAGGGCAAUGACGAGGGUGAUGGGGCGGAGCGCCACAAGCAGAACGGCGCGUCUGCAGAGGAGGAGGGCGCCAGCGUCCCGUUCACGCAGCCAACGACGCGCCAGGUGCGCCGCGCUGCGCGUGUUCUGCGCACCUGCUGGCUGGAUGGGGAGUACCAGUGCGAGGUGGACCCGGAGGAGUUCUACACGGAGGAGAUGAUCGAAGAGGAUGCCGCCGGGUCGGGGUCCGACAGCGAAGAGGGCGCACCGAAGCAGAAGCUCAUCCCGACUCUGGCGGACGAGAUCGAGGCAGCAGCCAAGGCACGCGAGCGUGUAGAGGAGCUGCGCAACAUCGUCGAGACGCAGGUGAAGCAGCGCGGAGGUACUGUGAUGUACGCUCUGCUGCGGUUUGUGUCCGCCGCCGUGGCGUACCGCGAGGCUCGCGAUGCCGUCGUGCAGCAGCGACAAGAGAUGGGGCUGCCAGUGGAUACUUUCGAUGAGUUGCCCGAGGACGAGGCCGAGGACCCUAUGAACGACGAGGCGCUGAUAGACGAGGAAACCGGCGAGCUGGACGCGGCGGGGGUGCAGGUGCUGCAGGAGCGCAUCGGCGUAGACACGGAGGAGGCCCUAGCGAAGAUAUGGGAGGCCCGCGACAGACGUCAGCGCGAGGCGUACUCGAUGAAGGCGAUCAGCCUGCAGCGUCAGCUCGACGUUAGUGGAGAGGACGAAGAGGACGAGGACUAG